Messenger RNA from Ogataea angusta, 2097 nucleotides. RefSeq lists its product as uncharacterized. Gene Ontology annotation, cellular component: nuclear pre-replicative complex; DNA replication preinitiation complex; nuclear origin of replication recognition complex. The record is from RefSeq and is a predicted model, not a curated record. Bases 1 to 2097 code for a protein of 698 amino acids. Gene Ontology annotation, molecular function: DNA replication origin binding. The transcript has a single exon. Gene Ontology annotation, biological process: DNA replication; DNA replication initiation. Lineage: Eukaryota; Fungi; Ascomycota; Pichiomycetes; Pichiales; Pichiaceae.
AUGUCGUUUGACGAUUUUAUGGACUCCCAAAAGGUGGUCUACGAGCUGAAGCCUGCCGCGCGUGUGGCGGUCCCGGACGGCCCGCUCGUCUAUUACCAGGAAGGCGUGCCGACCGAAUCCACGGUGCCCUUUGUUCGUCUGUUAAACGGUAACGAGCCCAGGGAGAACAUGUACCGUCGGUACGAGCUCUUUGUCAGCAAUUGGGCUAAGCAGUACGACCAGAUCGUCCAGAUUCUCGAGAAAAACGAAAAGAACAUGUUUGUGGAUCUGCAGCGGUACCUUUCGUCAGAUGAAGAUAGCACAGUGUUCAAGGGCCAGCCUAUAAACCUGAGCACUGCCCUCUUGAACCUCGGGCCAAACAUCUCCAACCACUCGCUGCUGCUUCACAAUGUGUGGCAGAAUCUGGUGGACGAAAGUCCGGACGCGAUUGUGGUCCGUUUGAGCAGCAAAGUCUGCAGCACCGUCAGCUUCACCAUGAAGAUCCUAGCCUCAGAUAUCUCGCGCGGGCUCAAGACAGACCUUGGCCGCGCAGCCUCGGUGCCGGUGUCCGACUCGGACGACGACAUGGACAGCGAGCCCGAGGACGAGGAGGGCCAGACGCGAACGAUUGAGAUGGACAGUCUGAUGGAGAAGGUGUUUUCCAGGGAUAAGCGGCUGAUAGUGAUGAUUGAGGACGCCGACUCGUUUCCCACGUCGAUCCUCACGCCUUUGAUCAAGGUGCUAUGGAACUACAACAACCAAUACAGGUCCAAGAUCAAACUGGUGAUCGGAAUGUCCACUCCGUUCGAGAUCUUCCACGAAAAGCUACCAAAACUGACGGUCAGGUACAUGCGGCCCAAAUAUUUCCAGAUCGACAACACGGGCCAGGCAGUGAAUGAGAUCAUGGAAAACGUGCUUCUCAACAUCAACGACACGUACGACUCGCUGAUUCUCGAGCCGCGACUCGUGCUCAAGUUCCUGGAGCUCAAGUCGAAAAUCUCCAUCUCGCAGUUUGUCAACAGCAUGAAAGUCAUCUACAUGAGCCACUACUACAGCCAGCCGCUCAGCGUAAUGUGGACUAACGACUUUUCCAAAAUACAGCUCAACUCGCACCUUUUCGACGUGUUCAAGCGACUCCCGUCUGUUCGCAGGUACGAACAGAGUCUGGACGCCGAACAGGCUGCAAGCCUGCACAAACUUCUAGUGUCGGACAACGAGGCCGCGCUCGGAGACCUGCUGCGUCAGAACCUGAAUAAACUCAUUCACUGGCGCUACAAGAUGAAGACUCUGGUGGAUCUUCUGAAUUUUAUGCAGGAGUACUUUUUAGAAAAAUCCAUCUGGACAGGCAACUUGGAUCUUUUCCGACUGAUUUUCAAGAAUGUGAGUUACGAGGAGGAGCACAGCAAUUUCGAGAACUUCAAUUUCCUCCAGCUUCUUUGGAAGAAAAUCAGAUCGUCCUCGUUGCACGAUAUAAACUCCUUCAUUAAAACUGUGCGCGAGGACGCCGACUUUUGGCCGCUUUUCGCAAAUGACGAUUUCGAAGAGCUGUCCUCUGCGUCGCAGACGAAACGGUUCGUGGCUACGCUGAAUAGAGCACUCCUGCGCUGUCUGGAGGAGCUGAACCUCAACAACAUUCCGUUCAGAGAGAUCUGCUGCGUCGAUCUCUCUGCGCUGGAUCUUCUCACCAACACGUUCAACCCCCAAGUGCGCGCAACGUGUAUCGACUCGCUACUCAACUCCAAAAAUUACCUGCUCAAUACGGUGCAUUCCGACCUGAGCCAGCUGGAUCCGGAAAGUUCCGACAUGAAACUCUACAGGUACCUUGAACCGUCCGUGAUCGAAUUAUAUAAAUUAAGCCGAGAGGCAGGGGUCAUCGCCAACGUCUAUGACUUCUACCAGGUGUUCAAGAACUCGCUGCCGCGCGAGGAGCUCGAAAACGCACUGAGACAGAAGUGUCUGCAACCACAGCUGCCUGCAAAGAUAGACGACCUGACUUGGGACAAGAUGACCCUGAGCUGGUUUCUCAAGAGUCUCGCGGAGCUGCAGACGCUCGGGUUUGUCCGCGAGGUGAAAAACAAGAGCGAAACGCUCGAAAAGCUCAUCUGGAAGGACCUGUGA